Pteropus alecto (black flying fox) is the source of this 1671-nucleotide messenger RNA. It is a transcript of the gene MTRR, whose product is annotated as 5-methyltetrahydrofolate-homocysteine methyltransferase reductase. The annotation marks the transcript as partial. The transcript has 12 exons. Gene Ontology annotation, molecular function: flavin adenine dinucleotide binding; FMN binding; [methionine synthase] reductase (NADPH) activity. Gene Ontology annotation, cellular component: cytosol. Gene Ontology annotation, biological process: homocysteine metabolic process. The record is from RefSeq and is a predicted model, not a curated record. Lineage: Eukaryota; Metazoa; Chordata; Mammalia; Chiroptera; Pteropodidae.
CCCGUACAGGAGAAAAGGCGUGACUGUCCUAGCUACUGCAGCACGUGCCUUGAGGUGAUGCGGAGGUUUUUGUUACUCUAUGCCACGCAGCAUGGGCAGGCCAAGGCCAUAGCCGAGGAAAUACGGGAGAAGGCAGUCGCACGUGGCUUUUCUGCAGAUCUUCACUGUAUGAGUGAAACGGAUAAGUACGAUCUGAAAACCGAAACAGCGCCCCUCGUGGUGGUGGUUUCGACCACGGGCACCGGAGACCCGCCCGACACAGCCCGCAGGUUCGUGAAGGCGAUAAACGACAAGACGCUGCCGGUGGAUUUCUUUGCUCACCUGCGGUACGGUUUAUUAGGUCUGGGGGACUCAGAGUACACCUACUUCUGUAAUGGGGGGAAGGUGAUCGACAGACGGCUCCAGGAGCUUGGUGCCCGGCGUUUCUAUGACACUGGACAUGCGGAUGACUGCGUGGGUUUAGAACUUGUGGUCGAGCCGUGGAUUGACGGGCUCUGGGCUGCCCUCGCGAAGCUUUUCGUGUCAAGUAGCGAAGGAGAGAUGAGUGGAGCUCUCACGGCGGCACCUGGAGCCUCCGGGACGACAGACGCAGCGAAACCGGAAUUAAUCCACGUCGAAUCACAAGUCGAACUUCUCCGAUUGGAUGAUCCAGGAGGAAAGGAUUCUGAGGUUUCGGAACAAAAUGGAGCGAGCAGAGGUCAAUCGAGUGCUUUGACUGCAGACUUCGAGCCCUCGCUUACCCGGUCCGUGCCCCCGCUUUCCCAGGCCUCUCUGAAUAUUCCCGCUUUGCCACCGGACUAUUUACAGGUGCAUCUGCAGGAGCCUGUUGGCCAGGAGGAAUGCCAAGCAUCCGUGCCUUCAGUGGAUCCAAUUUUUCAAGUUCCCAUUUCAAAGGCUGUUCAGCUGACUACGAACGAUGCCAUAAAAACCACUUUUCUGGUGGAAUUGGACAUUUCAAAAACAGAUUUUUCCUAUCAGCCUGGAGAUGCCUUCAACAUCAUCUGUCCCAACAGUGACUCUGAGGUACAGAGUCUGCUCCAAAGACUGCAGCUCACGGACCAAAGGGAGCACCAUGUCCUCUUGAAGAUUAAAGCGGACACCAAGAAGAGAGGAGCAGCCUUGCCUCAGCACAUACCUGAGAAAUGUUCUCUCCAAUUCAUUCUUACCUGGUGCCUUGAAAUACGAGCAAUUCCUAAAAAGGCGCUGUUGCGGGCCCUGGCGGACUGCGCCGGCGACGCGGCGGAGAGGCGGAGGCUGCAGGAGCUGAGCAGCAGCCAGGGGGCUGCCGACUACACCCGCUUCGUGAGGGGCGCCCGAGCCAGCCUGCUGGACCUCCUGCUGGCCUUCCCGUCCUGCCAGCCGCCGCUCGGCCUCCUGCUCGAACAUCUUCCUAAGCUCCAGCCCAGACCAUAUUCAUGCGCAAGAUAUCCAUCUCUCCUCGCGCAGCAAAUUCUUUCCACUUACCGAGGGACCCGUCGGUCCCCGUGGUCAUGGUGGGCCCAGGAGCCGGCAUUGCGCCCUUCAUCGGCUUCCUGCAGCACAGAGAGAAACUCCAGGAACAGCACCCAGACGGACACUUCGGAGCGACGUGGCUGUUCUUCGGCUGCCGACAUCGGGACCGGGAUUACUUAUUCAGGUACUGCCCGGUUCCGGUUCCGGUUCCGGUUCCGG